UCGUUUUUCAAUCAGUGACGGAUCAUUUUCUGCUAUCAACUUGUCAGAAAAUAGUCAGUCAUCAUUCUUAUUAUAUCUCGACCAUACACUGCAAGUCCUAAAACUAUUACUCUACAUAGCCAUGGCCAAAUAGGUCACGCUUUAUUAGCUUGGAGUAAAUUCUCUCCGGACCUAGGCUAUUUGUCCCCCCUCCCUGGCGUAGUGGAGAGUGGGUAGAAAGAAAGAAGAUCAUUCUUAAGUUUCAGAAAUUGCUCGCAAGAAGCCAACUCGAGAGAAGAAGCCUUUUUUCGACGUUAAUCCGUAAUAUAUUUAUUUAAAUAUAAAACAGGUUUCAAUUCUAGCACGUGACAUUUUGGCAUUUCGCGAUAUAUCACUUUGUGUGUUUUUGGCUACGCGUAGUGCACGUUAUGCUCCAUUGGCUUUAAUUCCUUGCUGAAUUAAAAAUGUUUGGUGUGAUCAUAAAGUAAUUACUUAUUUGCUGCUGUUUUUAUUCGCUGUUGUCGGGUAAUGGUCAGUCUCGCUCGACAUCUACCAAUAAAUACAUCAGGAAGUGGUGCUGUAUUUUUUGAUUCUACCUUAAACAUGGAUGACGAAGAGUACCUUCAGCCAGUUCUUUCCUCUCAAGAGCAAGAAAAUUUCCAGAAACUAGAAACCAUCCCAGUCGUUGCGUUUCCACUGAUUUUUGGCGUAGCCCUCGAAAUCACUGGCAUCAUAUUUGUAUCCCUAUGGCAAAAGGAGGAAGAUAAGUGUGAAACGUACUUUAUACUUUUGUACCUUCACUGCACAUACUGGCUUAUAAUUAUGCUGACUGACCACUUCUUGAAAGCAAGACACCAUCAUCUUCGAAUUUCUGGAUAUCUGGAUUUCUACCAGUCCACCUAUCAACACAUCAGAACUCCCCUUUUUAUUGGAUCGUUGUGGAACACUUUUUACUUGCUCUUAGCAGUUGUUCUUCACCAGACACAUAAGUUGGAUUACGAAAAAUAUUGCAGUAGUUCAGAAUGGUUCACUCCACUUAAUUAUAUAGUACUUCUUACCACUCUGGAAGUCUUAAUCAUCGUGCCCGUCUACGUAAAUUAUAUCAAACGGGUCCAUCGAUUCAAUAUUUUGAAGCCUCCUCCAGAUGUGACUCGAGAAGAAUGGGUGACCUCCUUUACUCAAGAUUCUUAUGCUGCAGGAAGCGAAAUCGGCUACCAUCAGCGAGGCUCUCACGUUGCGGAAUUGCUUGAAAAACAAGCCGAUUUGAUAAGGUACCUGAGAGACCACAACGUGAAACUCAGUCAUCGCAUGAUGCUCUUGGCUUCUCAGCGUAGAGCACCACAAGUUUAAAUGCAAGCGAACUUAGCAGGAAAAAACCCGGAAAAUUAUUCAUUUUUGAAUAGUUACUAUAUAAUGAAAUAACUCAAAAAAGGUUAAAUACUUCAAAUCAAAAAUAGAAACUUCGUAGUUCCAAAGCUGGUAUUCAUAAGAAGUUUUUCUAUAAUCCGCGCCUUUUUAUAUGUAAAAAUCUGUAGAUAUAUAUUGAAUAUGAUAUUAAACACUUGAAAACUGCGAAAGAAGUUAGGUUGUGUUUAAAUAAUGACUAAAAAUUGUAUUAUUAAAAAUGAUUGAUUAGAUUCGGAUAAAAUUAAUAAGUUCAGAUCAUGAACUUUUCCCUUCGAGAGAUAUCGUAUUUUGAAUCUCUGGCUAAAUUAGCCAAUUUUUUUGGUUCUAUCAAUUUUAAGUUUAAUCAGUUGAUGAUGUGAAAUCAUUUGUUGAGUUAAUUCUCUAAACUAGUCCUUUUUUUCAUCGAAUGGAUAUGUAUACGUAAUUACGUAUGUUAAGAUUAUUGAUUAGAUUUUUAUAACUAAGAUUUUGUAGUUGAAACUAUUUUGGUUUUAAUAUUCAUCACUUAAGGAUUUUGACCAUGUAUCAUUGUUCGUGUAAUCGGCGUUUGAUAUUAAAAUAUCAAUGAUUCUUCAGAAUCGAAUGCAUGCUGGAAUCUAAACGAGAUCGAGUUUUGUUUUAUUUGAGCAAAUCGUUGCUGCAAUCAUUACUCGUCACUGUGAUAUUAUGAUGUAUAUAAGUUUUACUGAUUCUCUGAAAUACAUAUAUUUUCAAUUUGA
This is a messenger RNA of Belonocnema kinseyi, 2105 nucleotides long. Its product is annotated as transmembrane protein 192. The transcript is spliced from 4 exons. The record is from RefSeq and is a predicted model, not a curated record. NCBI's taxonomy places the organism in Eukaryota, Metazoa, Arthropoda, Insecta, Hymenoptera, Cynipidae. Bases 508 to 1329 code for a protein of 273 amino acids. Gene Ontology annotation, cellular component: lysosomal membrane; late endosome.